GUUGAUUUUCGCAUGUAUACUCGUGAUGGCCAUGCCAACGAGGAAGACGAGACAGACAACGACUAUGAUGUUGAAGAUCAUAAUUUCGCUGCUAUCCAAGAUGUAGAUGCCGGUAAUUAUCUUGUACCUGUAGUACAGCAAGCGUAUAUUUUCGAGGAGGGUCUUGGGGCUGGAUAUUGCAAUGUCUUGGCUGUUUCUCAUCGGCUUCGACAUGGUCUUUGUCUUGAAAGUGUAUGUUGACGACAUUUUGGUGAAAAAAGUGUAAACUUUUUUAUAUAAUAUAAAUAUACAAGAAAUGCUUAAGUGAAGAGUGUUUAAAAAGAAAUAAAGCAAGAAAGAGCGAAAGACAGUGGCAUUCUGGUUUUUGUCUCCACCCCCAUUAUCAAUGACCAUGUUAUUUUUACUCGUGUGGAGAUGAAAAUUCAAAAGUCAGCAAAAAAAAGAACAAAAAAGAACCAGCCACCUUAUAUUAAU
Molecule: messenger RNA, 474 nt
Organism: Kickxella alabastrina
Lineage: Eukaryota; Fungi; Kickxellomycota; Kickxellomycetes; Kickxellales; Kickxellaceae
Exons: 1
Coding region: 13-240 (75 amino acids)
Source: RefSeq, a predicted model, not a curated record